AUGGCCUACAAGAUCGGUAUCCCAACCAUGUCCCUCGGCCGUCCCGGCCUCCACCCACUAGACGACAAGCUCCGCGUAGCCGCCCAGCACGGCUUCGAAGGAAUCGAGCUCUUCAUCGACGACCUCACACACUUUGCUCAACUGCGCUUCCAAAACUCCAUCCUCAAAGCCGCCACACACAUCUCCUCCGUCUGCAAAUCCCUCAACCUCACCAUCAUCUGCCUGCAACCCUUUGGCUUCUACGAAGGGCUCCUCGACCGCACACAGACCUCCUCCCUCCUCACCCAGAAACUCCCCCUCUGGUUCGACCUUGCCCGCAUCCUAAACACAGACCUCAUCCAGAUCCCCGCAAACUUCCUCCCCGCGGAUCCCGAGACGGGGAAACCGCGCACAUCAGGCGACUUCAACCUCAUCGUCUCGGACCUCCAGGCCAUCGCUGACAUCGGCGCCAAGCAGGGCUUCCGCUUCGUCUACGAGGCCCUCUGCUGGUCUACACACAUCGACACCUGGGAAGCAGCCUGGGCCGUUGUCCGGGCCGUCGACAGACCUAAUUUCGGCUUGUGUCUUGACACGUUCAACCUCGCUGGCCGCAUCUAUGCGGAUCCCGCGGAUCCCUCUGGGAAGACGGCCACAGCAGAUGCAGACCUCACCAAGUCCCUGCAGUUACUGCGAGACUCGGCUCGCUCCGGCGAGCUUGAUAUAAGCAAGAUCUUCUACAUCCAGCUCGUUGAUGGAGAGAGACUAUCCAAGCCUCUGGACUUAACGCACCCGUUCCAUGUGGCCGGUCAGCCGACGCGGAUGAACUGGUCGCGGAAUGCGAGGUUGUUCCCGUGCGAGGAGGAUCGCGGCGGGUAUCUGCCUGUGUUGAGGAUUGCGGAGGCGUUUUUUGACAUUGGGUUCACCGGGUGGGUGUCGUUGGAGUUGUUCUCGAGAACGUGUGCGGAUAAGGACCCGCGCGUUCCUGGUGAGCAUGCGGAGAGAGGGAUGGAGAGUUGGAGGAGGGUUGUUGCGGCUUUAGGGUUGGGAGUUGAUGUCCCUUCCCCAGUAGUGUCCGCUGACAGUAAGAGGGUGACGAUGUCGGUAGAAGAGGUUGCUGUUCAGCAUCGGUUGUAG
Messenger RNA from Aspergillus calidoustus, 1113 nucleotides. The record is from the annotation of a GenBank genome assembly. Lineage: Eukaryota; Fungi; Ascomycota; Eurotiomycetes; Eurotiales; Aspergillaceae.